GGCGAUUCUCCAUGAUUGAUCGACGGCGAUAGAAACUGCGAGCAGCAACUUCGAAUCGAGCUUUAUGAUUCUCCAUAAUUGAUCGACGUGUGUGCGAGUUGGAUUCGGUUUUUGUAGAGAGAAACUGCGAGCAGCCGCUGAGAAACAGGGGACGGCGAAUCUUUUCUGAUUCUCCAUAAUUGAUCGACGACGAGUAUUCUGGUGAGAUGAGUUACGUAAAUUGUGGCGAUGUUGUUCCAAUUGAUAGAUCUGGUUCUUCAACCACCGUUGUAGGAUCUGGUUCUUCAUCUAGUGCUGUUGGAACUGCUUCUUCAUCUAUCGAUCUUGGAUUUGAUCAUUCAGCUAACUCUGGUGAAUCAGGAGGU
This is a messenger RNA of Linum tenue, 365 nucleotides long. The record is from the annotation of a GenBank genome assembly. Lineage: Eukaryota; Viridiplantae; Streptophyta; Magnoliopsida; Malpighiales; Linaceae.